Messenger RNA from Cryptococcus deneoformans JEC21, 1301 nucleotides. RefSeq lists its product as hypothetical. The transcript is spliced from 2 exons. Bases 319 to 1140 code for a protein of 273 amino acids. NCBI's taxonomy places the organism in Eukaryota, Fungi, Basidiomycota, Tremellomycetes, Tremellales, Cryptococcaceae. The record is from RefSeq and is a predicted model, not a curated record.
CUUAAAUGUUUCUAAUCAGAGUUGAGCUGGGGGACCGAAGGCAAAAGCAAAAGAUUUUGCAUCGCGUGGAUUUUACAGCAAUUCUGCACUACUACUGUAGCAGUUAAAUCAGUAGGCUGCUGAUGGAACAUGUGAGGAAACAUCUUGUCCCUUUCAUAUGCAUCAGGCGGGGGCAUAACAGGAAAGGUCCCCCGGGUGGAUCCUUUCUUCCUUCGGGAUGAGACGGUCGAUGCAAAGGAUGGAUGAGUUGUCAAUCGUCCACGCCACAUUCUAUCUUGACCACAACACGCAGCGAAAGCAGUAGCACCUUACCCUAUCAUGUCUUUGGCGUCGGUUUACGAUGAUACCGCAUCCCUCUGGUCUUCUUCUGCCACUCCUUCUCCCACCCAGAUCUAUGUUCAGAGUAGGAGCAUUAACGACAGCAACAGUGGCAACUUCAGCUCCAUGAGUUCGCAAUCUACAACCGCCACCCGGAAGCGGCGCAAGAAUAAGAAGCUUCCACUUGCAAAGAUCUUCAACUCAAAAUCUCUUUUUUCCAACACCACUUCUCAAGCCCUCUUUUCCACUGCCGGCCAAUCCCUCAUCAAUGAGCGCAAUAACCUAAGGGCUCUUGAGAAGCAGCGCAAAGACUUGCUCACUUCACUCGCGGGCGUUUAUGGAAUGGAUUACCGUUCCAUUAAAUCCAGUUUCAUGAGCGAACGCCAAGCCACUGCCGAAGCAAAUGGGCAAGGGGAUAUGAGAAAGAGAUGGGAUAAUAAAGUAGCUAAUCGGGAUUUGAUUAGGGAGUGGGCGGAUAGUACAGAGGAGAGUAGAAAUGGGUGGGGGGAGGAAGUAUGGGAUGGGAUGAGAAUUAGGAUGAAAGAGGAGACAGAGAAGACGAGUAGGGCGAGUUUGGUGGUGAGGAAUGAUGUGGAGGAGUUGGAGAGUCGUUUGAAGGGAAUGAGGUCUAUGAUGGAGGCUGGGAUGAGUACUGGAAAUAUAUUAGGAACGGUGACUAGCGGCAAUUCUGCCUGUAGACUGUCGACAACAGAGGGGCAUUUGGAACAACCGACACUCUCUCCGAUUACUUCCACGCGUCGUUUUAACUCGAAUGGAUCCGUUCUCGACGGUUUUUCCUCUGACACUCUUUCAGGGCUUUGAACGAACGGCCCUCGCUCAUCAUGAUUUCAGUUUAUCGAAUCGGGAAGUUGUCGGCAGGUAACAGCGUUAGCUGGGCAUAGGUUUUCAGAUGCAUGGUGUUUUUUGUUCUAUCGCUGCUAUUCCUCAUGGUGUGGGAUGUUUACCCGACCUCUCGAUUUGUC